Messenger RNA from Fonsecaea erecta, 1032 nucleotides. RefSeq lists its product as hypothetical. The record is from RefSeq and is a predicted model, not a curated record. The coding region runs from base 1 to 1032 and encodes 343 amino acids. Gene Ontology annotation, molecular function: oxidoreductase activity. NCBI's taxonomy places the organism in Eukaryota, Fungi, Ascomycota, Eurotiomycetes, Chaetothyriales, Herpotrichiellaceae. The transcript has 2 exons. Gene Ontology annotation, cellular component: mitochondrion.
AUGAAAGCCAUCCAGAUCAACCAGUAUGUCAAGACGUAUUCGGAGCUGCGGCCCCUCGACGUCCCCGCUCCGACACCCAGACCCUCCAAGCCGGGUGACCAAGACGCGAUGGUAGUCGUCACCAUCACACACAGCGCCCUGAACCACGUCGACCUGCUGUACAGCCGCGGGUUGCACCAGAACAACCACAUCGGGCUGGUCAAGCCGCCGUUCGUGCUGGGGCUGGAGUUUGCGGGGAUCGUGGCGUCGGCGCCCGCCACGGGCUGCGCAUUCAAGCCCGGCGACCACGUCUGGGGCGCCGGCGUCGGCGGCUUCGCCGAGCAGAUCGCCGUGCCCGCGUCGGCUUUGCAGCGGUUGCCCCCGGGCUGGACGCUGCGGGACGCGGCCGGCGUCGGGGCUGCCACGGCCCCCGUCAGCUACGGCGCGUUGGUGCGCGUCGCCCAGGUCCAGCCCGGGCAGAUCGUGCUGGUGCACGCCGCGGCGGGGGGGCUGGGCGUGGUGGCGGUGCAGAUCGCGCACGCGCUCGGCGCCCAGGUCAUCGGCACGGUGGGCAGCGAGGCAAAAGCCCACGUCGUGAGGAAGCUGGGGGUGUUGGGGGUGGUGCGCUACGACCGCGAGGGGUGGGAGAAGGAGGUGGUCGCGCUGACGGGGGGCGUCGGGGUCGAUUCCGUCUACGACACCGUCGGGCUGGUGGAGAAGAGCAUCCGGUGCCUGAAAUUCGGCGGGAAUAUCGUCAUCGCCGGGUUCGCCGGGCUGGGCGGCAAGAUGGAGACGCUGGCCAUGAACCGGGUGCUGCUCAAGGGCGUCAAGUUGUUGGGAUACAGAUUCGGCGAAACCGGACGACGCAACCCGCAAGAAACCCAAGAGAUCUGGAGAGGGCUCAACGAGAUGCUCGCGCGCGGCCAGAUCAAGCCCGUCAUCUACGGCACGUACGCGGGGCUGGAGAGCGUGCCGGGCGCGCUGGACGACCUGGCCGCCCGCAAGGUCUGGGGCAAGGCCAUCGUGGAGAUCCAGUCACCAGCGAAGCUAUGA